Molecule: messenger RNA, 2470 nt
Organism: Raphanus sativus (radish)
Lineage: Eukaryota; Viridiplantae; Streptophyta; Magnoliopsida; Brassicales; Brassicaceae
Product: protein ROLLING AND ERECT LEAF 2-like
Exons: 6
Coding region: 171-2339 (722 amino acids)
Source: RefSeq, a predicted model, not a curated record
UCACACUUUUUGCCCUUUUUCUCCUCCUCAUAAGAUCUCUCUCUCUCUCUCUCUCUCUCUCUCUCUCUCUCGCUACUGUAAGACGUUUAUGUUUGAUCCUCUCGCAUAACUAAAAAAAAGCUCAACCACCUCUCCCUCUCUUCAAUUCGCACUCUUUAGAUUGGAAAACAAUGGGUGCAACAACAUCUAGAAUAGAUGAAGACAAAGCCUUACAGCUAUGUCGAGAAAGAAAAAAAUUCGUGCAACAAGCACUCGAUGGAAGAUGUUUGUUAGCGGCUGCUCACGUUUCAUACGUCCAGUCUCUUAAGAAUACCGGAACUGCCCUCAGGAAAUUCGCAGAGACCGAAGUUCCAGUUGAAUCUUCCUUGUACACCUCCACUACUAGUGCCACUACACCAGAACAAGCUCUCGCUUUAACUGAGAAAUCAGGAUCUCAUUUCUCUUACUCUCACAAUGACACGUAUUCUCCCUCGCCCUCGCCUCCUCCUCCUAGUUCCCGUCCGUUCUUCCAGAUCAAUCAUAUGAAAUUCAGAGGGUUUUCUUCCGAGAAAGUGGAAGAGAAACCGCCUGUUUCUAUUGUCGCUACUGUCACCUCGUCUAGUAUCAUCCCACAGAGCAGAAGGUCUAUGGAAAAGAUGGAAUCAGAAUCUUCUUGUUCCAUGCCACCUGAGACGCCUCCUUGGGAUUAUUUUGGUCUUUCUCAUCCGAUUGACAACCGGUUUUCGUCUCCUCGUGGCAAGGGAAAGGAUGAUGAUGAAGAAGAAGAUGGUGACAACUUUUCUUUUCAAGAAAGGGAAGAGUCCAGAGACUCUGAUGAUGAGUUUGAUGAGGAGCUGACAAGUGAUACACUUGUGAGAAGCUUUGAAAACUUCAACAGAGUGCGUCGUGAUGCUUCUCCUCAAAGAGAUGGAGUGGAAAGCGACUCCGAGAAAAGCAAAACUCCCGAGCUAUCACCUCCAGUGACGCCAUUGGCAGAUUCUACUCCAGUGAACAAAACACCAAACGAGGGAGAUCGCACCGACAACAAGCUUCCUCCAAGGGACUUCUUGUCAAGCAUGAAAGAGAUAGAGUUGCUCUUUGUCAAAGCUUCAGAGACUGGAAAAGAAGUCCCUAGGAUGCUUGAAGCCAACAAAUUGCAUUUCCGUCCCAUUGUUCCAUCAAAAGAAAGUGGCUCUGGUGCAUCAUCACUGUUCAAAACCUGUCUGACUUGUGGGGAAGACCCCAAAGAUGUACCAGAAGAGCCUGCUCAGGACUCAGUGAAAUACUUGACCUGGCAUAGGACUGAAUCAUCUCGAUCCUCAUCUUCUAUGAAUCCUCUGGGAGGAAUGAAUAGUGAUGAUGUGGAAGAGCUGAAUAGCAAUCUCUUUGAAAACAUUUGCAUGAUUGCUGGAAGCCAUGCGUCGACCCUAGACAGACUGUAUGCAUGGGAGCGGAAGCUCUAUGAUGAAGUUAAGGGGAGUCAAACUGUGCGGAGUGAGUAUGACGAAAAAUGCAGAGUUUUAAGAGAACUUGAAUCAGAAGGCAAAGGUUCAAAAACAAUAGACAAGACACGUGCAGUUGUCAAGGACCUUCACUCCAGAAUCAGAGUGGCUAUUCACAGGAUCGACUCAAUAUCCAGACGGAUUGAAGAGCUCCGUGACAAAGAGCUCCAACCUCAACUCGAAGAACUCAUUGAAGGGUUGAGUCGAAUGUGGGAAGUGAUGUUGGAAUGCCACAAGGUUCAGUUUAGGUUAAUCUCAGCGUGUCACAGAAGCGGUAACAUUAAACUCAACAUGCAGUCAGAGCUGCACAGACAAGUAACAUGUCACCUAGAAGAUGAACUCAGGGGGUUGGCUUCAAGCUUCACAAAGUGGAUCACAGGUCAAAGAUCAUAUAUUAAAGCUAUAAACGAAUGGCUGGAGAAAUGUGUCACCUUACCACAAAGAUCCUCCAAGCGGAAAAGGCGCGUGCCAGAAAUCUCUCCGAGGAACCAUGGUCCUCCCAUUUACGCAACAUGUGGAAUCUGGCUAGAGAAGCUCGAAGCUUUGCCUACCAAAGAGGUUUCGAGCUCCAUCAAAGCGCUUGCUUCUGAUGUUGCCAGGUUCUUGCCACGGCAGGAGAAGAAUCGCAACAAGAAACAUCGGUCUGGCGAGAACCAGAACGAUCACCUGUUGCAAGAUGAGACGUUGGAAGAUUGUGGUCCGGGAUUUGAUCGGUUUAGGACAAGCUUGGAAGGAUUUGCUGGCCAGCUCAACCAGUUUGCAGAACUGUCAGUGAAAUUGUAUGAGGAACUUAAGAAGGGUAUCCAAGAAGCCAAGAACAAGUACGAGCAUAUGAAGGCUUAUUCCCAGGGUAACUAAGAUUUAUUUUAUUUUUUUCAUUUUCUGGUAAGAAUGGAGUUUGUGACAGGUCAAGGUUUUAAAGAGACAAAUUGGAUUAAACAUUUGUAAAUGCUAGAGAGGUAUCUAUUAUAAGAAAAUUGCUUCAAGCA